AUGGGGUUGCACAUUCUCCACGAGCCUAUAGGAACUAGGAACGUCGACAUCAUCUUCGUACAUGGACUUGGUGGUUCCCAGUCGUCUGACAUGGGCAUGGGAGCGCGAUUUGAGUCUGUUCCUGGCCAAAAGAGUGGCUGCCACUCGAGCCCGAAUUGGGUGACGCCAGGAUAUUCUCGUUCGGCUACGAUGCCAACUUUACCAAAAUUUGCCCUCACUAAUCGACACCAGGUUCCGAUCAUAUUCGUCGUCCACUCUAUGGGAGGCUUGGUAUUCAAGAAGGCUUACAAUCUCGGCGCAAUCGACGAAAAGUUCAGUGCAAUGACUGACGCUAUUCGUGGGGUGGUGUUUCUCGCAACACCUCAUCAGGGCAGCAACCUGGCCGACGUGCUCAAAAAGUUCUUGUCCACAUUUAUGCAAACUCCGAAACAGUACAUCAAUGAGCUGCGACACAACUCUGAGGCGCUAGUGGGCAUCAAUGAACAGUAUGUUCAGCAUGCAAGGAACAUGCACCUCGCAUCAUUCCGCGAGACUCACGCCAUCCGCGGUCUCAAAAGUCUCAUCGUCGACGAGUCAUCAAGUAAACUCAAUUAUCCCAACGAGAUAUGCUGGCCGUUGAAUGCCAAUCAUCACAGUGUCUGCAAGUUUGCGUCACGCCAGGAUCAAAAUUACAUCAGCGUCAGCAGUGUGAUAAGGGAUUUCGUCAAGCUUGUGACCUCCAAAGCCGCGAUCCCUAUCAGUCGUCGUCCUUCGACAGUGCAAAGUUUCGAAUCCAUCCGGAAAAGACUGUCCGGACUGAUCGAUACGCCCGAGAGGUAUAAGGCCGACCAUGAGCGCGUCUCUCAGCUCUAUGUGCCUGGCAGCUGCAACUGGAUUCUCGACGACCUCCAAUUCCGCGGCUGGCUCUCAGACGACUCACUCGAGCCUUCAAUUCUCAAGCUUUCUGGUUCUCCGGGCUCAGGAAAGUCAGUCAUGGCCGGCUUCCUGGUGACGCACCUUGAGGAAACUCAGAAGAGGGUUCAAUAUUUCUUUUUUCGUUACAAUGAGGAGGCCAAGCGAUCGAUCGCCGUCUGUCUCAAGAUGCUGGCUUACCAAAUUGCACUUUGCAUGCCAGAGUAUCGUCGAAAGAUCCUCGCACUUCUCGAGGAUAAGAACGCCCUCGCACGGAACGAUGCGAGAGGUGUGUGGCAAAGAGCAUUCGUCAAUAUUCUGUCCAAGAUGGAUCUUGACGAGCCCCUCUUCUGGGUCAUCGAUGCUGUGGAUGAGUGCGAGUCGGCACAGAUAUUGCUCAACCUCCUGCCUGCGUUGAAGGAGCAAUCAAUCCCCGUGAAGAUCAUCUUUCUUACUCGGCCCCAAGCAUCAUUUAGAGCUUUCGAGAGACUUCGCUAUAGGUUCGGUUCAGAUUUCCGCCAGAGUGAGGUGGUGCCUACUCGAGAAGGACAGAAACUAUUCAUCGAGCAGGAACUGGAAGUGGCAUACCGCGAAUGGCCGCAAAGCUUUUUCAACAAUGUCAAGGAUGACUUGCUCCGCAAAUCGAAGGGAAACUUUCUCUGGUUGACGCUCGUCACAGAGGAGCUUCAUCGGUGUGACACAGAGAAACAGGUAGAGGAAGUACUUUCUCAGCCGCCGGAGGAUCUCGUCGGCGUUUACUCAAGAAUUGUCAGCUCCAUCGCAAAAACCUACGGCGAGGGCGAGUUGCAGACGGCCAAGAAGAUCCUAAGCUGGAUCACCUGCGCUGAAUGGCAGCUUUCCUUGGGCGAACUCGAGGAAGUACUGAGCCCGGAGCUUACGGCUCUCAACAUUAAACGGACCAUACACCGGCUUUGCGGGGAUUUGGUGGUUGUCGACGAGAAGAAAGGCAGUGUAUCAGCUGUGCACCAUACAGCGAAAGAGUUCUUGAUACAUGACAAAGGCAGUGAGCUUGCGAUUGACCCGCCUGAAGCCCACACAUUGAUCUUCGUCAAGUGCCUCGAUAUUUUGAUGGACACGCAAUUCAGAGUACAUCUGAAAACUCAUGGCUGUGUAGGCGUGCUGAAGUACGCUUGCAUUUUUUGGGCCAAGCAUCUUGCCAACGCCGACCAUUUGAAUCGACAGCAUCUUCGCACCUUGGUCAAAUUCUUUGAAGGAGAAACCUGA
Messenger RNA from Verticillium alfalfae VaMs.102, 2136 nucleotides. RefSeq names its product NACHT and WD domain-containing protein. The record is from RefSeq and is a predicted model, not a curated record. NCBI's taxonomy places the organism in Eukaryota, Fungi, Ascomycota, Sordariomycetes, Glomerellales, Plectosphaerellaceae. The coding region runs from base 1 to 2136 and encodes 711 amino acids. The transcript has 6 exons.